Messenger RNA from Aspergillus puulaauensis, 2451 nucleotides. RefSeq names its product aminodeoxychorismate synthase pabA (gene pabA). The transcript has a single exon. Bases 1 to 2451 code for a protein of 816 amino acids. Gene Ontology annotation, biological process: L-tryptophan biosynthetic process. The record is from RefSeq and is a predicted model, not a curated record. Lineage: Eukaryota; Fungi; Ascomycota; Eurotiomycetes; Eurotiales; Aspergillaceae.
AUGGCGCCACUACUUGGCGACUGGACAGCGUCAAAUACUGGACCUGACGCGGGAGUCGAUCAUCAAGGCACCCGGCAAAGAAGUAUACUUUAUAUUGAUGCUUAUGACUCUUUCUCUUACAAUGUCGUCGCAAUGAUAGAAGAGGUCCUUGGGGCCCGGGUCACAGUGAUGAUGAUUGAUGCGGAAUGGCCGGAUGGCAACAUGGUGGAGUUUCUUCACCAUUAUGAUGCGGUCGUCCUGGGACCAGGACCGGGGGACCCCAAUGUUCCCGAAGAUGUCGGCGUUAUGGCAGAUAUUUGGAAUAUCUGCAGCUCGCAUACGCUGCCCGUUCUGGGUAUUUGCCUUGGAUUCCAGAGUUUGUGUCUUCAUCAUGGAAUCUCUGUAGGGCGACUACCAGAGCCUCUGCACGGACAGGUUCAUCGAAUUACAACGAUGCAGAGAGAUAUUUUUGAAGACUUACGGGAUUUGGAGGUUACCUUAUAUCACUCACUUUAUGCCAUGUUUGAUGGCCGGGAAAAAUCAACGUCAAAUUCGGACCUUGAUGUUCUUGCUUGGUUUUUCACCAAACCAGAUGCAUCGUCAUCGUCUACGUGGCGAAUUCCAAUGGCUGUAAGGCAUAGGGAAAAGCCUUUCUGGGGUGUGCAAUUUCAUCCUGAAUCUUGCAAGUCUGACCGGGAAGCGUGCAACGCGCUGCUCCGCAAGUGGUGGAGUAUGUCCGUCAAGUAUAAUAAGAGCAAUAAUCGCGAAGGAUAUGGGACCUUCUCCACCGAUAUCAUUCGUCCGUCAAGCGAAGAAACUAGUUUGCCAGAUGUUGCCUACACGAUGGUAAACUGGUGCGCAUCAUCUUCGGCGCAGUGCGCCUUUCGGUCUGUCAACACACGUCAACCAGAUGCUGAAGGGAUUUGCGAAAUAUUCAACGACCCACGACUUCCAAUUGUCUUGUUUCAAUCGAAUGGGAAACAUAGUGUUAUAUCUGUACCAAGUCCGGGUAGCUGGAGGCUUGAAUACUAUACUGAGGGACAAUCUCUAUCACUGCAACGCUCCCCAGCAUCUUCCAGCAUACAUAACUCUUCAAAAGUUGGAAACCCAAAGGUUGAAGCGAUCUCAUCAGUGUCUCAAUUUUGGGAUAUUCUAAGAUAUUUGGUGGACUUAAAGAAAGUCGAAUCAGGCGACACUGACGUUCCUUUUUGGGCAGGAUUUUUGGGUUAUUUUUCCUACGAGCUAGGGUUGGCCUGUCUUUCUCAACUGAAGCACGAGAGUGGAAUCUUUCAAAACGAAUACCCCUCUCAAGAUAGCACCGGUGCUGAAGACCCGCCAGAUGUUAGCCUCAUAUGGACUGAGAGGAGCAUAGUUGUGGAUAAUGAGACCGGCCGGGUUACGGUACAGUCUACUAGGGAAGAGGAUAACUUACCAGCUGGCUGGCUAGAUUACGCCGUGAAUACGGUGAAGAGUUUCUUCUGUGUCGAUGUCCCACCAUCGUCCGAGAACUCCGUUACUGAUGAAGAGUUCCUGGAUUCAAUUUUGAAAAGGGGAGUGGUUCGUUUCCCAACAGAAGGAUCAUACCGAAGCCAGGUUGAGGCUUGCAAAAACGAACUGAGAGCGGGUGAGUCAUAUGAGCUGUGUCUCACCUGCGAAACAUCAAUCACUUUACCCUCUCCAGAUACCGCUACUGGGCGAAUGGGCUUUCCUUGGAAACUGUACAAGCGACUACGGAAGUAUAAUCCCGCCGCAUUUAGCGCCUUCGCGAGACUCGGAAACGUUAAAAUUGUGAGCAGCAGCCCGGAGUGCUUUCUCAACUGGGACCGGCACUCGACAUUGGAGAUGAAGCCAAUGAAAGGCACUGUGAGAAAAUCUGACGGUAUGACGAUGGAAAGGGCACGAGAAAUUCUUGGCUCAACCAAGGAAAUGGCUGAGAAUCUUAUGAUUGCGGACCUCAUACGGCAUGAUCUCUACGGAAUCUGCGGUGCGGGCAACGUUCACGUGGAAAAACUGCUUGAGGUGGAGGACCAUGGGCGAGUUUACCAAAUGGUCACCCACGUCAAAGGGCAUAUUGACCCCUGUCGACACGGCUAUGCUGCGAAAGGUCUACCGCGGUUGCAGUCAUCGAACAUGCUGGGAUAUGGACUCACGGCAUUACAGCGGUGUCUUCCUCCUGGAUCGAUGACUGGCGCUCCAAAAGAACGAUCUUGCGUGCACCUUUCUUCAAUCGAAGGCCGGAAGCGCGGCGUUUACUCUGGAGUUAUGGGCUUCCUCGACCUUGGAGGGGGAGGAAGCUUCUCCGUCCUGAUUCGCUCCGCUUUCAACUCCUCGGAUGACCAAGCCGAUAUUCAGAAAUGGAGAAUUGGUGCUGGCGGCGCGGUCACCAUGCUGAGCAGUGCCGAAGGCGAAUGGGAUGAAAUGCUCACCAAGCUCCGGACUGUCUGUGGGAUCUUCACGCCUUCUCAUGCGUAA